Chinchilla lanigera (long-tailed chinchilla) is the source of this 810-nucleotide messenger RNA. RefSeq lists its product as uncharacterized. The transcript has 3 exons. The record is from RefSeq and is a predicted model, not a curated record. Gene Ontology annotation, biological process: fusion of sperm to egg plasma membrane involved in single fertilization. The coding region runs from base 95 to 436 and encodes 113 amino acids. Lineage: Eukaryota; Metazoa; Chordata; Mammalia; Rodentia; Chinchillidae.
ACCCCUCUGCCUGGACAUGGAAUGCUCUAGCGAGCUGGAGUGAGGAUCAGACCUGUGGUUGUGAUGUCACAGAACACAGGAAGUCAGAGGUCUGAUGGAGACGAAUGGACAGAAGCAGCACUGGCCCUGCAGGGCAGCACUCCUGGUUGCCAUCCUGCUGGUGUUGCUGGUGCUGCUGUGGGUGAAGAUGGAGAAGACUCAGCUCAGCAACCCAGGCCCAGGGCAGAGGAGCCUGCAAGGGAAGACGCCCCCUGCGGAGCAGGGCCAGGGGCAGUACGACAAGCACUUCAUGGCCUCUUCGGUGGGUGAGAAGCAGCAUUUGAUGGACAAGGCCCGGCAUGAGGAGAACUUCACCUCGGAAGCAGCAGCUAUCCAAGAUCACCUUUUCGAUCUCGCUCUCUGCUUGAACCUGGCCAGCCUCAUGGUUUUUUUAUGAGGGAUGUUGAGGUUGAGGCAGUGGCCUGGCUCCUGGAAGAGGAAGACCUGGACAUUUACCUUCGCUUCUUGAUCGCAUACUGACCUCCUCUCUCCACUGGGCUCCAGGCCACAGCUCCCCAGAAAGAUGCCCACACCGCUCCUUGCACACUGCUCCCUGCUCUUGCAGAGGCACCUGCCCGUAGGGUGCAGUUCAGAGGCUUUACCACCAUGGCUUCUACCUGAUGCCACCCCGAGCCCGAAGCUUUGUGUUCCAGGUCCAGAGAUGUCAGACCCACGCCCUUCUCCCUCCUGUACCUCCCCUGAUUUUGUCCAGUGUAGCAGAUUGGUGGAAGGAGCCCUGACAAUAAAAUACUAAUAAAAUCCUGAAAACAA